AUGGCAACGGCAAUCCAACUGCAAACGUCUGAGCGGACCGCAGACAUGACGUCUGCGAGCUACUUCGAGGACGUCAUCAUGACAGAAGCGCCGCCUCUUCCGGAGUCCGCCACUCUCCGCGACAAUCCGCGUGCAGCGGAACCAACGGAACAGCGGAGCCCCCUUUCCGAGCGCCUGCUGAACGCCUGCGUUCCGGCGAUCCGCCGCAGAGCAAGGAAGUCCCUCGGCGGAAAGGAGAACAAGGUCGGCGCUUCGUCAACCCCUGCGCAGCCCAGAAGAGAGUCUUCUACUUCGACGCAGUCAGAAGUGUUGGAACCCUCUACGCAGAUGAGAAGGGGCCUUUUUGCACCGAGUUCAGAGACUCUCGUUUUGGACGAAAACGGGAUGAUUGUAGAGAGCCUCGCAAACGGGGGCGAUCCGCUGGCAAAGUUCGAUUUUAAGAUGGAGUCCGCGGAAGCGGAAAGGCGGAAGGAAGCGCGUGGAGUGUUCUGCGAUGACUUAGGGGCAGAUCCUGACGAUGCUGACGUCAUGGAGACGUACCUGAGAGCUCUCCGCGGAGGCUCUGGGGAAUUCGGCGGUCGGGCAGAGAAAAGACCGAAGCCGUUCUGGAUGAGGCGGCUCGGGUGGCGUACCCCGGGCGCUCAAGGAUUCCGGUUCCGGCCCGGAAAAGCGAUUCCGAACGGCGACGAGAUGGUCUUCACGAGCGAAGAAGAGCAGCGCCGCUUCUUCCGUUACUACCCGGACGGAAAGGCCUUCCCCGGGCGGAGCCCUCCAUCGCAGCGCGCCACGUUGCAGAACAGGGAAUGCCACGUGGCAGGAUUGGCCCGGGAGAAGACGCCCCGGGCGAGACUCGCCGACGAAACGUUCGACGAUUCGUGGAAGAUGGAGAUGCUGCUCGCGCAGGGGCGGAAGCUCGAUGACCUCAGCAUGCUGGCGGAGGAGUUCGUCUGCAACAGCCCGUACCGCUCCGCGCGCGCGGCCACGUGGCUCAAGGAGAUGGACGCGCGGCGCGGCCCCCUGGACCUGCGCGGGGGAUCCCCUACGGGGUACGUCGCCUGCGGGCGAUGCGGCCGGAAGGGAUCCCCCGAGCAGAUGACGAAGUGCAAGGGCGGGGUGACGUCACGUUUGCUCGGUGGAAAGAGUUCCGGGGCAGAAAAGGGGGCCUGUGAAGAGGGAAGAGGGGCGCCCGGAAAAUGCGGUCGGGAGCUCUGCAAGGGAUGCCGGUCGGAGUGUGCGCAGUGCGGGGAGGCGGUCUGCGGCAAGCACAGCUGGUCAGCCGGUUUCGGGUGCUCUCGACUGAGGUUCUGCCUGACGUGUGGUCCAAGCUCUGCAAACGCUUCGAAGGCUGCUGACGUCACAGAGCGUCACCUGGAUGACUUCCCAUGCACUCUUUGCGACUCUAUGCCACUCUGA
Molecule: messenger RNA, 1413 nt
Organism: Klebsormidium nitens
Lineage: Eukaryota; Viridiplantae; Streptophyta; Klebsormidiophyceae; Klebsormidiales; Klebsormidiaceae
Source: the annotation of a GenBank genome assembly